Molecule: messenger RNA, 1595 nt
Organism: Aplysia californica (California sea hare)
Lineage: Eukaryota; Metazoa; Mollusca; Gastropoda; Aplysiida; Aplysiidae
Product: nucleolar complex protein 4 homolog
Exons: 14
Coding region: 134-1555 (473 amino acids)
Biological process (GO): ribosome biogenesis
Cellular component (GO): nucleolus; Noc4p-Nop14p complex; small-subunit processome
Source: RefSeq, a predicted model, not a curated record
AGCGCAUGCGCACCAACCUCUUCUCAAGCUUCUUUUCGAAGUGAUACUUUUUCAUUGGUGGUUAUUAUUAGACAUUUUCCUCACAGUUAUAACUGGACCGGAAGCAGCAUGGUAUAAAUUCAGUCAACAUUCAAUGAUGGCAGGCACGAAAAAUUCCACUACCACCGAGAAAUCAAUUCGGAAGAAAACAGCAGCCAUCCUGAGUGAUCAUAAAAAUGCCAAUUUGUUGCUGGACAUUUUGAGUUUUAAUCAGAGUGAUGACAGUGUGGUGAUAAGUGCCAGCUGCAAAGCCCUGGGGGACAUUUUCGCACACUUCUUGUCUCAAAAACAGUUUUUGGAUCCCGGAAAGACGACUGUAGCUGAGGAAGAUUUAAGCAAAGAGGACCAGUUCUCAUCAUGGCUACAGGAGCAGUUCACAACAACGUGUGAUGUUCUGUGUGACAAUUUGAACCAUGAUCAAUCUACAGUACAGAUUUCUGCGAUGGACGCUCUUGUUACCACCCUUCAAGCGGAGAAAAGUCACUCUACACAAGGCUUAUGUGGCAAACUUAUUCAGAAUGUAAUGAAUCAACUACUCAGCACUGAGCAGGACCAGGCCCAGCUGAUUGAACUACUCCCACUUCUUCUGAGUGUCUGGGAGGGCAGCACGGAGGUCACAGCAUGUUGUCUGGCACACUUGAAGGCUUGCAUAAAGACACUGGACUCGACGCCAUCUGACAUCUUUCUUUUCAACUGCUGGAGGAUAAUUAAGCAGAUCGCAGAACAAGAAAUAGAUGACAAGUCAAAGAAAAUGCUCACUGCUGUUGUCUGUCAGUUCCUGAAGCAUAAGAUGCCAACGGGUUUGUACAGAGAAAUCUUGACUGGGAUUUCAUCAAUAAUGGAGAAAAUGUCGACUCCCAUACGACUGGCUGACUUCCUGUCGGAGUCUUUCAACAUAGGUGGCGCUAUCAGUCUGAUGAGUUUACACGGGCUCUUCAUUCUCAUGCACAAGUUUAACUUAGACUACCCUGACUUUUACAAGAAAAUGUAUUCAAUGUUUGAGCCCCAAGUGUUUGGUGCGAAAUACAGAGCAAGGUUCUUCCACUUGGCAGACACAUUUUUAUCAUCCACACAUCUUCCCUCAUACCUGAUAGCAGCUUUCGCCAAGCGUCUGUCUCGUAUGUGCCUGCAUGCUCCUGCCUCAGGGGCUCACAUUGCCGUUCCUUUUGUCCUGAACCUGAUCAGCCGGCAUCCAGCGUGUGAAGUACUUCUGCACCGAGUCUCUGGCGCUGAAGUUCUUGACAGUGACCCAUACCUGGAAGAUGAAGAAGAUAUGUCAAAAUGCCGAGCUUUAGACAGCUGUCUGUGGGAGCUUCAGACACUCGAGCGGCACUAUGACCCAACUUUGUCCCAAAAAGCCAAGAAACGACAGAUUCAGGAAGAAGAUUUGUCUGUCAUCUUGGACAACACAAGCAGUGACAUCAUCUCAUCAGAGGCAAAGAAAAUCAAAGGAGAAGUGCCUAUGACGUUCAUAAAACCCAGUGGAUUGGAAAUGCCGGAAACUUUUGUUCUUUAGUUCACAUAUGUAAAAUAAAUUAUUUACCAGAAAAACAAAA